Messenger RNA from Raphanus sativus (radish), 2223 nucleotides. RefSeq names its product exportin-2-like. NCBI's taxonomy places the organism in Eukaryota, Viridiplantae, Streptophyta, Magnoliopsida, Brassicales, Brassicaceae. The transcript is spliced from 2 exons. Gene Ontology annotation, biological process: protein export from nucleus; protein import into nucleus. Gene Ontology annotation, cellular component: cytosol; nuclear envelope. Bases 1 to 2223 code for a protein of 740 amino acids. The record is from RefSeq and is a predicted model, not a curated record. Gene Ontology annotation, molecular function: nuclear export signal receptor activity; small GTPase binding.
AUGGAGUCUUCUUCUCUAUCCCCGCACAUCAAGAGCGAGUUGAAUGAAGCCAUGAUGAUCAUUGGUCAGAAAGGUUACCUAAAAUCUUGGCCUACCUUUCUUCCCCGUAUUAUCUCUCAACUUAGGGCAGCCGUUUCGGAUAAAGAUUAUGCAUCCGUGAAUGAUAUUCUUGGGACUGCUGAUUCUAUUUUCAAGAAGUUCAGGCAAACGUGCAUGACCGAUGAUCAGAUGAGUGAUUUGAGUUAUUGUCAAGAUUUGUUUUCCGAACCUCUUAUCGAAACAUUCCGAGACACUGAUUCGCUGCUUCAAACGAACUCUAUCGUGAGCCACAAGUCGUUGAUUCAGUCCCAAACAUUGUGCCUCUCCAUGUGCUUUUCACUCGGCUUUAAGUUCCUACCAGACUAUUUCAAGAACAAUGUGGAUAGUAUGAUGUUGCUGUUUUCUAAGUACGUACAAUCUUCUGCCAGUCCAGAACUGGAAGUGUUGAAUGGUCUUAAAUGUGCUCUCCUCGCUCUCAUCAACCAGUAUAUAGAGAAGCAUGAAAAAGACUGUGGGCGGUAUGUCAGUGAGUUUGUGAGAUUGAUCUUCUCAUUAGCCAAGGAUAGCAGAGAUGAGGUUGCUACAUAUGCUUUAAUGUAUCUUACAACUGUGAGCACAAGUAGUCAUCACCAUUACUUGUUUGGGGACAACAGUUCAAUCAAGACAUUAUGUUUAGAAGCUGUGAUUCCAAAUGUCUUAUUGAGGGUAGAAGAAGAAGAACUGUUCAACAUGAACUACAUGGAGUUUAUACGUAGAGACAUUGAGCUGAGUGGUGUAGACAACAGAAGAAGAAUGGCUUGUGAGCUGUUGAGGGGACUUGCGACAAACUAUGCUAGUCAAGUUGUAUAUGUAGUUUUACUUGAGUUACAGAAGCUUCAUAGAUCAUUCUCAGAAAACAGAGCUGCACUGUGGAGAAAUGAGGUUUGUGUAAUCGACUUGGUGAUCUCUGUGGGUGAUAUAUCACCGGGUGAUAUUGUUCGGAUGGCAUUUCAGAAAAUCAUUCUCUCUCAGUUACAUAGCUUUGACAACGGAAGUUAUCCUAUGCUAAAGGCAAGGUGCUUGAAGUUCCUAGCGGUGUUUUCUGCUGAUAUCCAAAAGCCAGUUGGAAUCGAGUUGCUCAAGGACCUGGCCCGGUUGCUUCAAGCAGAGUCAAACGUGGUUCACUCAUAUGCUGCUAGCUGCAUAGAAAAGCUACUACUAGUGAAGGAGGAAGGUGGAAAGAGCAGGUAUGUUGCUCGUGACAUAGAUGAAGUUUUGAUAAUGAGGAACUUGUUUGAUGCAUUGAAGCUAGUAGAGUCUGAGGAAAAUCCAUUUGUCAUGAAGUGCAUAAUGCGGGUCCUUAGUGUUGCCGAGAUGAGUGCUGAUGCUGCUACAAGUUACAUUGUGCGUUUGACAGCUGUUCUCAAUGAAGUUUGCAAACUUCCUAAAAACUCGGUUUUCAACCGGUACGUGUUUGAGUCAAUCGCUUUACUACUUCGACGAGCCUAUGAGAGAGACAUACCUCCUACGUCUGCAUUUGAAAUGGUUCUGUUCCCAAGUGUCAAGAUGAUUUUGGACAGGAAACUGGAAGAUUUCAUGCCCUAUGCACUUCAGCUUAUGGCUCAGUUUAUCGAGUUGAAUAAUGCAUCCUCAGAUGAUAUCAUGGAUAUAUGCUUGUUGCACGACUUGGAUUCCAAAAAUCUUGCGGGGCUAGUGCGUUUGAUUCAGACCGUGUUGCCUAUUGCACCUGAGAAUUUUGAUCAUGUGUGGCCAUAUGCUCUGACGAUAUCCAAAAGACUAGUCUCAUCUCCAAGGACUCAGAAGGAAGGUUUUGAUCUUCUUUGUGUUGUUUUCAAGGAGCUCAGACCCACUAGGAUUGACAUGGAGCAUGUAUUGCCGGUUCUAUUCCAACUCUAUCAAGCUAACAAAACCAUCAGGUUUCAGAAAGCUCUGCUACUCUUCUUCUCGCUUGUUGUGAGGUGUGCAGAAAUCAUAGAAGAUGUUCACAACGCUAUCAAGAAAGAAGAUCAUGCUGAGGGCAUAAAGGAUCCAAAGGAGCUACUAGUUUCUACUGUGUCUCAUCUUUCCCGUCUUGCUAAUCCUCCUGGUGUGUUGCAGAUCAUUAUUGAUGAGAAUCUUGACCAGUCUAACAAACAAGACUGGGCUCAGAUCUGCACUACUUACCAAGCAAGCGGUGGCUUGUAG